AGACAUAUAAACACAUUGACUUGUUGGUUUAAUUUUUCGAUGGAAAAUCAUUGAAAACUUCAAGUUUUUCGUAAUUUUAAGUGAAAAACUUCCGUAACAUAUUUAAUUCUUGUGCUAAACUGUAGUUAUGACAUUAUUAAAAUGUUAACGCCAAAAUUCAAGUUGUCACAAGAUGAGAAUCACGUAUACAUAAAUGUGCAUGCGCCCUACACGAAUAUCGGCGAAACAGAAAUCGAUGUGGACGGGGAAAAUUUCUUGUUCGUGUCAAGUCCUUACUUCCUUCGGCUACGCCUUCCGGGUAGGAUAGUUGAAAAUGAUAGCGCUAAAGGUUCUUACAUUUGUGAUUCUGGCGACUUUAACCUUACCUUUGAUAAAGUAAAUCCCGGUGAACAUUUUGAGAAUCUUGAUAUGAUAACAAGCUUACUAGCUCCACGUGAAAUACCAGAAAUUAAUCCUAAUUUAGUGGAAAUGUUGGAAGAAAGUGGUAUUGCUGGUGAAGAGGAGGGUGCGGCUUGCAGUAAGAGUGAUAAGGACACAGAAAGCGAUGAUGAUACCACUAAUUAUGCUUACGGCUUUGGUAACAAAGUCUGUGUGGAGUUGGGGGAUGUCGCGUCCGAGUUUCCACACAUCUUCGAACUGAAAGAGCCCGAUCGUGUGGCAAUCGCUGAUCGGAAUGAUCUCCGUAUAAAACAUGAAAAUCGCAAGUUUUCUACUGACCAUUACUUAGCUGAUUUCUUCGACGAAGAACUGCUGGAACCAUAUCUCAAUUGCGUGGUGUUCUGGAACAAAGAGGAUUUCGAUGCUGAAAGUAUUGAAUUCACGGAUGAAGAAAUAUCAAUAUUAAAAGAUUUACCAAAUAAGAGUUACCUGUUGAGCAAAACUGAAUACACACAAGUAAUGCUCGGGCUUGUCGAUAUCUUGUACGCCUUCUGCUAUGACAAGCGUACCACCCAAAAUGAUGCUUCAGUUGAAUCCAGUUGGACUAUCAACAAGCUCUCUGCAACCUUCAGCUGGUUUUGCGUAUUCAAAGAAACCAAGGAAGUUUUGAUUGCAGCUUACCGAAGAGCUCUAAGCUAUCCAAUAUUCAGAAACUUUGAGCUAUGCAGAAAUAUCCAUGACGAUAUGAUAUCAUUGUUCAGAAAAGGCAAAAAGUUUGUUAUAAAAUGCAUUAUAGAAAUCUAUAAUAUGUUCAACUCAUGUAACGAUGCUCGGUACAUACUAAACCAACUGUAUGUAAAAGAUUACUUGAUAUUCCUACAGAAAUGUAGACAGGAGGAACUCGAUGAGUUGUGUAAUAACAUAGCUAAUAUUGAUAUUGAGAAAAAAGAUCUCGGAUUUGAACUUGAUGAAUUAGAAGAAGCUGCAAAAUUAGUUGAGAGGGAGGAGGCAGAUGUUUUGCAGAAUGAAUUGGCAUGCCAGCUGGCAUCUAUCGCACUGGUCCCGGGAUUAAAAAAGCCACCAUAUAUUGAUGUUACAGCCUUAAUUAAUAGUUCUUCAACCGAUUCCAGCAGUUAUACUUCUUCUACAAGUGAUUCGUCCAGUGAUUCACUGGAUUCUGAUGAUGAUCCCUCCUGAUAUAGUAGUUUCCAGGGUCUAAGUGGCCAAGGCUUGUAAAGUCUUACCAAUUGACCCUGGAAAGGAAAGGCUGAAAUUCACGGGAAUUGGACUUCGAUCCGAUAGUCAAGACUUUGAGUGGAUGUUUCUGGAAUGAAUAUGGACACUAAAUACAGUGUGAAUAUUAUUAUGAGGCUUCAACUCCUGUGUAUACCCAUCCAUUGCAAUGUUAGAUUGAAAAAAAAAUGUUUCAAACAUUCUUUUUACAUUUAAAUUCAUAUUUAUCAGUGUUAUAAGUG
This is a messenger RNA of Papilio xuthus (Asian swallowtail), 1853 nucleotides long. RefSeq names its product protein SHQ1 homolog. Gene Ontology annotation, biological process: box H/ACA snoRNP assembly. The coding region runs from base 142 to 1575 and encodes 477 amino acids. Gene Ontology annotation, cellular component: nucleoplasm; cytoplasm. The record is from RefSeq and is a predicted model, not a curated record. Lineage: Eukaryota; Metazoa; Arthropoda; Insecta; Lepidoptera; Papilionidae. The transcript has a single exon.